GAGCGGUAGUCUGGGAGGCGGCGGACUGACGUCAAUCACGUCGCCAGAGAAGGUGAUUCCUUACUGAAGUGCAGAAGACCAAGCACAUACUAUUGCAGCACUCUGUCGUUGAGAUACAUUUUGACUGGUGUAUUUACCUAUAUUUCAACUAUUUACAAUGGACGCGAACACUUGCAACAUUCAGGUUCUUCUGCAAGCUGCUGAAUUCUUGGAGAGAAGAGAACGAGAGGCAGAGCAUGGCUAUGCAUCAGUGUUGCCCUUCUACAGUCCAGGGGACUCUGAUAAGAAGCGGAAGCAGAAGAACAAGAAGCUGCAGGCUGCCGGUAGCAACAGGACAGUCCAUAAUGAGUUGGAGAAGCACAGACGUGCUCAGUUGAGACACCACCUGGAACAGUUGAAGCAGCAGGUUCCUCAGUUGUCUGACUCCAUGAGAAACACCACCCUGAACCUGCUGAGACGGGCUGAGACACACAUCAAGAAGCUGCAGGAGCAGGAUGAACGUGCAGAGCAGUUAAAGGGUCGUCUGCGUUGGGAGCAGAGUGAGCUGAGGGUGAGGCUGGAGCAGCUACAGGGCCCUGGGGGUCUGACUGGUCUGGGGGGUCUGACUGGUUUGGGCCUGGGGGGUCUCACUGCUCUGGGAGGAACAGGAGUGGUCUCAGAGAGGAUGAGGAACGACAGCCUGGGAUCAGCAGCCAUGUCCUCUUCGGAGAGAUCUGACUCUGACAGAGAAGACGUGGAGGUUGAUGUGGAGAGUAUAGUGUUUGACUGUCUGGACUCUGAUGGACUGCGGACGGUCCCUCACACAGGCACCGAUCACUGUUACUCCAGCGGCUCCGCCUGGGCCGGGCUAUGACCUACCUACCGCUGUAUACUACACACACACACCUCUGGAGCGACACACCGGCGUCUUACGUCAGAUAGUGCGACGAUCGCCACCUGCACCGUCGGAUUUUAAAGGGACGAGCGUCGUGUUGGAGUGACGC
Messenger RNA from Salvelinus fontinalis (brook trout), 983 nucleotides. It is a transcript of the gene mxd3, whose product is annotated as MAX dimerization protein 3. The record is from RefSeq and is a predicted model, not a curated record. Bases 158 to 853 code for a protein of 231 amino acids. Gene Ontology annotation, biological process: regulation of transcription by RNA polymerase II. The transcript is spliced from 6 exons. NCBI's taxonomy places the organism in Eukaryota, Metazoa, Chordata, Actinopteri, Salmoniformes, Salmonidae. Gene Ontology annotation, molecular function: DNA-binding transcription factor activity, RNA polymerase II-specific; RNA polymerase II cis-regulatory region sequence-specific DNA binding; protein dimerization activity.